Exophiala aquamarina CBS 119918 is the source of this 798-nucleotide messenger RNA. RefSeq lists its product as uncharacterized. The record is from RefSeq and is a predicted model, not a curated record. The transcript is spliced from 2 exons. The coding region runs from base 1 to 798 and encodes 265 amino acids. NCBI's taxonomy places the organism in Eukaryota, Fungi, Ascomycota, Eurotiomycetes, Chaetothyriales, Herpotrichiellaceae.
AUGGCUGGAACCAACAAGCACGUCGUGUUCGACGUUGUCGGUACGAGUGAACAUGAGCCAUUGAAUCCCUUGGGCACUAUAGCUAAACCACAUUCUCACCUCACAGGAACAUGCAUCUCUUACGAUAACUUCUUCGAGGCCGUCGAAGAGCGCAUGGGCGAGAGAUUCCGCGCCCAGGGCAUCGGCACCCGCAUCUUCGGGUACUGCUGGAUGGAAGCCGGAGAGCGAGAGUACACCUACCUCAGCAUCGCGGGCGCAUACCGGCCGUUCUUCGACGUCUUCCGCUCCAUCUUCUACCGAACACUGUGGCAGGCGGGCAUCCAAGAGCCGCGCAAGUUCGCCACCGACGAGGACCGCGAGUUCCUCUUGCAGUCGUAUCGAGAGCUCAAGGCUCGACCCGAUCUGGUCGAGUGUUGGGAUAAGCUUCGCAAGGCCGGCUUCAAGGUCUGGUGCCUCACAGCCGGCGACAUUCCUCGUGUGGCGGGGUAUUUGAAGAACGGGGGUGUCGAGAUGCCCGAGGAGAAUUUUGUGUCGUGUGACACGAUUGGCAUUGGCAAGCCCGAGCCUCGUGCUUACAAGUUCUUGCUGGACAAGUUUGAUCCCAGUGGGUUGGAUGCUUGGUUCGCUGCGGCGCAUAUGUGGGAUGCGGCGGCUGCAAAGCAAGUUGGCUUCCGGGGCGCGUGGUGCUCAGUCUGGGAGAAGGAACAAUGCUCAGAUAUCUUUGGUGACAUGGAUGUGACAUCGCCGGAUUUGCCUGCUUUAGCUGACGGGAUCAUUGCGGCGGCUCCUAAACAGUAA